AGUUUUACAAGUGUUUUUUUGUAGUUGGUGCAUCAAAAAAUCAACAUCAAAAUGACAUCAAGAGACAGGGCCACCAACCAACUCGUCGACUAUAAAAAUAAAGUUACCGAGGUGGAAUCGGUGACGACGGCCUACGGCAACCAGAUCUCCGAGCGGGCGGCCACUCUGACGGUGGGGCCUCGCGGACCCGUCCUCCUCCAGGACCAGAACCUCAUCGAUGAGCUGGUGCACUUCGAACGCGAGCGCAUCCCCGAAAGGGUGGUGCACGCCAAGGGGGCCGGGGCGUUCGGCUAUCUCGAAAUCACCGACGACAUCACCAGGUACUCCGCUGCCAAAGUUUUCUCUUCGGUCGGCAAGAAAACGCCCCUCGGGGUGAGAUUCUCCACCGUGGGAGGUGAAUCGGGGUCAGCCGAUACGGCCAGAGACCCCCGCGGUUUCGCAGUGAAAAUCUACACCGAGGACGGCAUCUGGGACAUAACGGGCAACAACACGCCUAUCUUCUUCAUCCGGGACCCCAUCCUGUUCCCCAGUUUCAUCCACACGCAGAAGAGGAAUCCUCAGACGCAUCUGAAGGACCCCGACGCGUUCUGGGACUUCAUGUCUCUGCGGCCCGAGACUAUGCACCAGCUGUUGUUCCUGUUCUCUGACAGAGGAAUCCCUGACGGUUACCGAUGCAUGAACGGCUACGGCUCCCACACCUUCAAGCUCGUCAACAAGGACGGCAAAUCGCACUUCUGCAAAUUCGUCUUCAAGACCAACCAGGGCAUCAAGAACCUGAGCGCCCAGAAGGCGGAACAGCUGAGCGCUCUCGACCCCGACUAUUCCAUCAGGGACCUGUUCAACGCCAUCGCUGAUGGAAAGCACCCCUCCUGGACCUUCUACGUGCAGAUCAUGACGGCAGAGCAGGCGGCCGCUUCCAAGUUCAACCCGUUCGACCUGACCAAGGUGUGGCCGCAGGGCGAGUAUCCGCUGAUCAGGGUCGGCAAGAUGGUGCUCAACCGCAAUCCGGAGAACUAUUUCGCCGAGGUCGAGCAAAUCGCCUUCAGCCCCGCCCACAUGCCGCCCGGCAUCGAGGCCUCGCCCGACAAGAUGCUGCAGGCGCGCCUGUUCGCCUACGGUGACACGCACCGCCACCGCUUGGGCGCCAACCACCUGCAGCUGCCCGUCAACUGCCCCUUCAAGGUGAAGAACUACCAGCGAGACGGGCCGAUGUGCUACAACAACCAGGGCUCGGCGCCCAACUACUUCCCGAACAGCUUCGGGGGGCCGCAGAACGACCAGGUGGCCAAGUCGCUCGAUCCGCCGUUCGCGGUUUCCGGGGAGGCGUACAGAUAUGACAACAGAGAUGACGACAACUUUACUCAAGCGAGAGUGUUCUACCAGACGGUGUUGAAGAAGGACGAACAGGACAGGCUGAUCGAAAACGUCGCGGCCCAUCUGUCCGGCGCUGCCGAUUUCAUCCAAGAGAGACAGGUCAAGCUGUUCAGACAGGUGGACAACCAGUUGGGCGAGAGGGUCUCCCAAGGGCUCAACACUCUUAAACGUGCCAAGGCUAACCUUUAAUCGGUUAGAGGGGGUUUAUUGAUUAUUUUUAAGGUUUUAUGUUGGAGAAUAUUAUAUUUGUGAAGGUGUUUGUGCAUUUGUAAUGUUUUUAAUAAAACAUUUGUUUUA
Phaedon cochleariae (mustard beetle) is the source of this 1671-nucleotide messenger RNA. NCBI's taxonomy places the organism in Eukaryota, Metazoa, Arthropoda, Insecta, Coleoptera, Chrysomelidae. The record is from the annotation of a GenBank genome assembly.